Molecule: messenger RNA, 822 nt
Organism: Nestor notabilis (Kea)
Lineage: Eukaryota; Metazoa; Chordata; Aves; Psittaciformes; Psittacidae
Product: protein transport protein Sec23A-like
Exons: 4
Biological process (GO): COPII-coated vesicle budding; COPII-coated vesicle cargo loading
Cellular component (GO): COPII vesicle coat; endoplasmic reticulum exit site
Molecular function (GO): GTPase activator activity
Source: RefSeq, a predicted model, not a curated record
CCUGUUCUUCUGGAUAGCAGCAGCAUUUUACCAGAUCGCAUUCUCCUCAUGGACACCUUUUUCCAGAUCCUUAUUUAUCAUGGAGAGACCAUAGCUCAGUGGCGUAAAUCAGGUUACCAAGAUAUGCCGGAAUAUGAAAACUUUCACCACUUGCUACAGGCUCCAAUAGAUGAUGCCCAAGAAAUUCUCCAUUCCAGGUUUCCAAUGCCCAGAUACAUUGAUACAGAGCAUGGAGGAAGCCAGGCUCGUUUCCUGCUUUCAAAAGUAAAUCCCUCUCAGACUCAUAACAAUAUGUAUGCGUGGGGACAGGAGUCUGGAGCGCCCAUUCUCACUGAUGAUGUCAGCUUGCAAGUGUUUAUGGAUCAUCUGAAGAAACUUGCUGUUUCUAGUGCUGCCUGAGAUUCUGCAGUGCAUUAAAGGCACAGAUAAGCUGUAGCCAUAUUUCAGAUUUUUCUCCUUUACCCUUUUCUAUGUCUCUCCUGACAGAGUGCUCUGAUAUGCACAAGCUGCCUGACUAGAUGUAAAGCAGUGUUGUUUUCAAACAAGAGCUUUCAUUAUUAGCAAAUGUUUUAAUGUGAACUGCAGUUUGUAAAAAUGACAGGUAGUAGAUUAAGUUAAAAUUAGAGGAAAAAGAACAGUCAUUUUGAUUACUGUGAUACUAUAAUUACUUUGAGAUCAUUUAUAGCAACUUUGAGAUGUGAUUUUAGUUUCCUUUUUGAAUGGUUGAGGUUGAUUCUGCUCUGCACUACAAAGGCACAUUGAACAAUAAAGGAAAUCUUUGGCAAUGUCAGGCUUUCCAGAUUGCCAUAUGACUACAUUUCC